AUGGAAGGGAAAAAUGACAGCCAGGCAACUGAGUUCAUCUUCUUGGGAUUCACAGAUUGUCAAGAACUGCAGGUUGUCCUCUUUAUAACAUUCCUGGCAGUCUAUAUUAUCACCCUGGUGACCAAUAUCGGCAUGAUCCUGUUAAUUCAAAUUGAUUCUAGGCUUCAUAGCCCUAUGUACUUUCUGCUCAGUAAUUUAUCCUUUGUAGAUAUUUGUUAUUCCACUGUCAUAGCACCUAAGAUGUUAAUGGAUUUCCUAGCAGAGAACAAAGCCAUAUCUUAUAGUGGUUGUGUUUUGCAAUUAUACUUCUUUGCAGCAUUGUGUGAUACUGAGUGCUUUCUGUUAGCUGCCAUGGCCUAUGACCGUUAUGUGGCAAUAUGUAACCCGCUGCUGUACAAAGUUGUUAUGUCCAAGAAAGUCUGUAUCCAAUUAGUAGUGGGGUCAUAUUUCUUGGGCAUUCUGGAUUCCUUGAUUCACACGUAUUUUACUUUCCGGUUGUCAUUCUGUGGGUCUAAUAUACUCAACCACUUCUUCUGUGAUAUCCCUCCUCUCCUAACCAUCUCAUGCUCUGAAACUCACCUCACUGAGCUCAUGCUGUUCACUUUCUUUGGCAGUAUUGAAGCAGUCACCAUCCUGACCAUUCUAGUUUCCUAUGUGUACAUUGUGCGUACCAUUUUGCGGAUCCGUUCUGCUGAAGGGAGACGCAAAACAUUCUCUACCUGUGCCUCCCACAUGCUUGCAGUCACUAUUUUCCAUGGGACUCUGAUCUUCACCUAUUUUCGACCAAGCUCCAGCUAUUCUUUGGAUACGGACAAAAUAGCAUCACUCUUCUAUACCGUAGUUAUCCCCAUGUUGAACCCCCUGAUCUACAGCCUUAGGAAUAAGGAAGUGAAAGGUGCCCUAUGGAGAGCAAUCAAUAAAAAGGUGUUUUUUCACUGA
This is a messenger RNA of Alligator sinensis (Chinese alligator), 939 nucleotides long. RefSeq names its product olfactory receptor 1019-like. The coding region runs from base 1 to 939 and encodes 312 amino acids. Gene Ontology annotation, molecular function: G protein-coupled receptor activity; olfactory receptor activity; odorant binding. Gene Ontology annotation, biological process: sensory perception of smell; G protein-coupled receptor signaling pathway. Gene Ontology annotation, cellular component: membrane. The transcript has a single exon. The record is from RefSeq and is a predicted model, not a curated record. Lineage: Eukaryota; Metazoa; Chordata; Crocodylia; Alligatoridae.